AGACCUGCCUGAGCGUGCCCUAGCAGUGCCUCCCACAUCCAGGCCUUGAGGUGUGCCCAUGAGGGCAGUGCACGUGAUGGUAACUUCUUGUGGGUGUUUGCUUGUAGUUGUGGACACAGAGAGUGCUCUUUCAGCCCCUGAGCGAGGGGCAGAUACCGUGCUGACUCCGAGCUGGUACCUCAAGCGUGAGUAGUCAGUCUGUCCUGCCUUCACAAAAAGGAGCGCCCCUUUUCCCUGUUUUAUUCACGAGAAAAAUACCGUCAUAGGUUAACGUGCUUUUGUAAAUCUAACAAUAGGGAUGAACGAUGACAAGGUUCCUGAAGAGUUCCCUGAAGGAUUGCCGGAUGUUCCAGAGGAGCUCCUGGCAGCCUUGCAUGAAGCCCCGUCUGAGACAGAUUCUGAGACUGUGCCAGAGACCUUAGCUGUGGAAGAAAGUGACAUUGUGCCAGGCUCACAUGAAAAAAUAGAACCAACAGAGGACACCAGGACACUUGCUGAGCCUGAGGAAUAUUCAGGGUCAUCCGGUGGGCAAAAAGCCGAGACUGCUGGACACUGUGACCCGAGCAAGUACUACAUCCUAGUAGGGACAGUAGCAGCCUCAGCUUUGCUUCUGCUUGGGGCAGUGUCUGGCUAUCUAGUCAUGCAUCAGCUGCUGAAGAGAGACAGGAGGAGCCAGGAGGACAAAGAGGCAACAGGACAGGACUGGGACUCUUCCUGGGAAAGCUGUGGUCAGCCUAGAGGUGAAGCAGAGCCAGGAGAAGGAGCGGGAAGCGGCGAGAGAGCCCAAGGCAACGGGUUCAGGGACAGCUGCCGCCUGUUUCCUGAGCUCUUUGCAGCAGAGCUUGCCCGGCUGUACAAGAACAUGAGCGCAGACCAGUCACCUCUGCCCACCUGCUCCUUCUGUGCUCUGGCUGACAACGCCUCUUCACGGGACCACUGGAUUUCCCUGGAGUCACCUCAGCCCACAGCAUCCUCUUGGCCCUCCUACCAAUACCUGCAGGACUACUAUCUGUUAGAGGAUGAUGAUUAGUGAUAGUGAUAGCCAUAAAUAGUGAUAGUGAUAGCCAUAGAUAGUGAUAGUGGUAGUGAUUCUUUUAGUGAUAGUGAUAGAGACAGUUGAUAUUAGAGGGUGGUGGUUGUUUUAAUGAUAGUGAUAGUUAAUAUUAGAGGAUAGUGAUGGUUUUAAUGAUAGCGUUAGUUAAUAUUAGGGGAUAGUGAUUGUUUCAAUGAUAGCGUUGUUUGAUAUUAGAGGACAGUGAUUGUAUUAGCGAUAGUGAUAGUUAAUAUUGGAGGAUGGUGAUUGUUUUUGUGAUAGUGGUACAUUUAGUGAUAGUGAUACUUGGUAUUUGCAGACAAUGAUUGUUUUCUUGAUCUUGAUAAAUAAAUAUUUUUCCAAAAGCAGUAAA
Messenger RNA from Passer domesticus (house sparrow), 1406 nucleotides. RefSeq lists its product as uncharacterized. The record is from RefSeq and is a predicted model, not a curated record. The coding region runs from base 299 to 1030 and encodes 243 amino acids. NCBI's taxonomy places the organism in Eukaryota, Metazoa, Chordata, Aves, Passeriformes, Passeridae. The transcript is spliced from 4 exons.